Molecule: messenger RNA, 973 nt
Organism: Rhizophagus irregularis DAOM 181602=DAOM 197198
Lineage: Eukaryota; Fungi; Glomeromycota; Glomeromycetes; Glomerales; Glomeraceae
Biological process (GO): protein phosphorylation; signal transduction
Cellular component (GO): cytoplasm
Molecular function (GO): ATP binding; protein kinase activity
Source: RefSeq, a predicted model, not a curated record
AAAUGGAUCAGAGAAUAUGUCAGCUGAAUAUUUGAAUGAGCUUAAAAUUCAUUGGAAUUGUUAUAAAUAUGCUUCUGCUACUUCAUUAGAAUUUUAUGGAAUGACAAAAGAUCCUAAAACUGAAGAAUUUAUGAUGAUUUUACAAUUUGUAGAUGAAGGAAAUUUAAGAAGUUUUCUUUCACACAAUUUUAAUAACAUUUUAUGGAAAGAUAAGAUAAAAUAUUUAGAUUGGUUAAUAUUUGGUCUUAAAGCUUUACAUGAAUUAGGAUAUUUUCACAAAGAUUUUCAUAGUGGAAAUAUAUUAUUACGAGUAAGUGAACAUCAAACUUCUAUUUCAGACUUUGGAUUAUCUGGACCAUCAAAUAAACAAAAAUUAGAUGCUAGAAUAUGUGGUGUGCUACCUUAUAUUGCCCCAGAAGUUUUAAAUGGAGAAUCAUAUACAUUGUCUUCGGAUAUUUAUAGUUUUGGUGUAAUUAUGACAGAAUUAUCAUCUGGAAAACCACCAUUUUAUGACAAAAAACAUGAUUUAAGUUUAGUAUUGGCCAUAUGUAAUGGGCUCAGACCAGAAUUUGGAAAAGGGACUCCUGAAAUUUAUAAGAAACUAGCUUAUAAAUGCAUGAAUGCUAAUUCAAAUCAAAGACCAACAGCCAGUGAAUUAAAAGACAUGAUUUAUUUUUGGUUCCGUUCUUUUAAUUACUUUGAAAAAUAUGAAGAAAAAGAAAAAUUUGGAUAUAAAGGAAAAGAAAUUAAAGCUAUGUUUGAAGAAGCUGAUAAAGAAAUACCAAAUAUUUCAACUUCAUAUGAGAAAAGUCCUGAUGCUAUAUAUACUAGUAGAUUAUUUACAUUUAAUAAUUUAACAAAACCUAUUAAUUCAUCUCUUAUUACAUCAUACCUUGAUGAUGAAAAAAAUAAUAAAGGUACUAUAUUUGGUAAUAUGUUUAAUUUAGCAAUUAUUCAAUUUCAUAAUCGCUGA